Messenger RNA from Ectocarpus siliculosus, 1909 nucleotides. The record is from the annotation of a GenBank genome assembly. Lineage: Eukaryota; Phaeophyceae; Ectocarpales; Ectocarpaceae.
AUGCUACGGCGCGCCGCGGCCGCCGCCACCGCCGCCGUCCCUGUCACCCGGACACAGUCCCUCGCGCUCGCGGCCUGGUCCGCAGCCUGCUUCGUGGCCGUCUCCCUUCUUACCGCCGCCAACGCCUCGAGGCGGCCCCUGUACUGGAAGUGGCACCACCUGGACACAGGGGCCGACGAGCUGCGGUUCCCGGAGGGUUUCCUGUGGGGCGUUUCGACCGCGGCGCACCAGAUCGAGGGGGGAAACGACAACAAUCAGUGGAGCCGAUGGGAGAACACCGAGAGGCCCGAGGGGCAGCCCCCAACGGUCAAGGGCGGGGCGAAGAGCGGCAAGGCGUGCGAGCACUGGGACCGGCUGGGGGAGGACCUGAGGCUGAUCCAAGGGCUCGGGGUGGGCAGCUACAGGUUCAGCAUCGAGUGGUCGAAGGUGGAGCCGCGGCAAGGAGAGUUUGAUCAGGUGUACAUCGCUCUCCACGAAGAAGCGGCGGCCGCGGGCAGGGAAGUCGAGGUCGGCAUCGUGAAGGAUCCUGUUCCAGUUCCACCCCUACCGUUGGUACAACGUCCUCGACCACCUCCUCGCCUGGCUGUGCGACAAACUCUUCAACCAGCAUGCGACGUGAUCAUCGAGUUUUUGAAGACUGGGCGGUACCGCUGGUGGGUACCAUUCUGCGCUUCCGUUCGCUUCACGGACGGACGAGCCCCCAAGGCGAACGACUUCGUAGGCCUUAACUACUACAGCCACUACUACGCCUCCCUGUGGAACGUGAUCUUCGAGCCGGACAUGGAGGAGAAGCUAAGAGCGCUUCCCGCCGAGACCAUGACCGACAUGCCGCACUGCAUAUACCCGGAGGGGCUCUACUGCGCCCUCAAGGCCAUGAGCGCGAUAGGGCACCCGAUUUACGUGACCGAGAAUGGGAUCGCCGACGCUGAUGACACGCGACGGAGGUGGGUUUUGAGCAACCGACAUUCAGAGAAUACCGUUAGACCAGAUCAGCAGGUGGGCUCGGCAACCGAAAAUCAAGCCAACAGAGGCAGCAGACCAAAAGACCAGAUUAGGAGGCUGUACUUGAAGAGGUACCUGUACGCGCUGUCGAGAGCGAUCAAGGACGGCUGCGACGUGCGCGGCUACUUCUACUGGUCUCUCUACGACAACUUCGAGUGGUGUGAAGGGUACGGUCCCAGGUUCGGGCUCUAUGAGGUGGACUUCGACACGCAAAGGCGCACGCUCCGAGAUAGUUCCAAGUACUACGUCGAAGUUGUCAAGAAACACUCCGCCAAGAAAGCGUCCUCCGGGCUAGCUCCCGACACGGCGGCGGUUGUCGGCGAGGGCAACAUCAUCGGCAGCCGUGCCGCCAUCUACCACAAGCUAAAGUCCAGCGCCAACGUCUCGGAAUACGUCCUGCAGGGGGGCGGUGGCGGUGCGGAGCCGGGGGAAGGCGGAGAGAGAGAUGGGGCGGGAGAACCUCCCGCUGGCUAUUCCAUAGUUUAGUAAAUAGCAUUUGAGAGGGUCCUUGUUUACAGGCCGGUGAAACCGCUUGGUACGGAUGGACUCGUGCCCGGUGACCGAUACGAGGCCAGCCAAAUUCCUUAACCACGGACCCCUUGUUCCGCGGGACCCGGUUUUCUUGCGUGUUGGGGGAUGCGCGCGAGCGGCUAUAGGUUGGAACAGCAGUCUAGUGGUAUCGGAUCAUGGUGGGAAAGAACUUGGAGCGUAAGCGCGAGUGGGCUUUUAGUGUGGGAUUGGCUCCGCACGGCAUCACAGGUAAGGGGAGGGGUGCCGAGCCUCAUGUUCCCGAACGGGCUUUAGGUGAUGUCCGGUGGAGCGGGUUGUUGGUGCAUGGCUUUGGGAUGGUGUGCGCUGCUGCUGCUGCUGCUGCUGCUGCUGCUGCUGCUGCUGCUGCUGCUGCCGU